CUUUGACAAUGGGAAUCCGGUGGAAACUAGUUCUCGCAUUGCAAUCUCCCAUCGAUUGUCCUAAUCUGGGUACUUCGCUGCGAGCUGACGAAACACGAAAGAACAACGUAGAUUGCAGAUUAGGUGUAUUCCUAUACAGAAAACAGCAAACCAUGAAUACAACCUGACUGCACCGGGAACGAGGCAACGCCAAGUUGUUUUAGUUGAUCCGGCCGCCCACGAUGAGCCCCCGCAAACGAGCGCGUCGAGAUCCCACCGAGGCAAACACAUCGCGCCCUCUGAUUCCAUCGACGUCCUCCAGUAAACCCCCGACGGCACUCCCAACCCGCGCAGUCUCAUCUUCUCACGCUUCGGCAUCCUCACCAGCGCUUCCGACGACUUUUGCGCCAUUCUCGGCUGCUACUGCUGCGUCGGCCUCGGCCAGCCGACUGUCUCUGGUCCAUGAUGCCCAACAGCAGCAACAACAACCCCCCGUGAAACAGGUUCACAAAAGCCGAAGCUGGUACGGCUCAUGGCCCAGGGCCCCGAGGUCGAAAGCCGGUGCCUCCACGCAGGUCGCCCGCGAGUCGAUAUUAGGUGGCACAUUGAAGCCGGACACAACUCCCAACCUCACACGGUUUGACACCAAGAGGAGUACGGACAGUGACAGUGAUACUCCCGGCUCUCUUUCACAAUUACCACCGGUCGAGGAAUUAGACACACCCACAGGCCACAGACAUCCAUCUGAUUCUGGAGCUGCUGAGCCUAAUGGACACACUAACACUAAAUCAGACGAUGCGACAUCCGCCACAGCGGCUGGUGAAGAUGACAUCCCUCCACUUCCAGAACUUCAACGGCCAACAGGCGUGGCUGAGCUACCACGGAGGCCCGCGACUUCUUCUGGAUGGUUAGGAUGGCUUGGCCGGUCUGCUGCCCCCGCUCCGGUGCAGACGGUGGAGUCAACAUCUAUUCCGGAAAACGCCAAGGCCCAAAAUCCGGAAGCCAAGCCUUUACUGGCGCCGGAUAGCAGCAAGGACGACUCAAAGAGCCAGAAUGGUAAUCCAGGUUAUGAUACUAUAUCAACCUCAGCCUCGCUACACCCUUCAUCUUCAGAGUCGCCUGCCGAGCCAGCUGCGACUUCUUGGUUUGGGUUCUGGCCCACCAGCCGCACGGCUCCACCACAAGAAGCAACCUCGGUUAAAAGCGAUAUUGAACAGAAUACCAAGCCUUUGUCCUCAGAUCCUGUUACUGAGCCGAUCAAGAAUCGGGAAGAUGUGGUGAUGUCAGAUAAUUCCGUGACAUCCCCCGAGGCUCAGCCUGCGGGGUCAACCUGGGCGUUUUGGUCUAGGGACCCAAACACCAAGUCUACGGGGUCCGGCAAGGGUGUCGCAAAGCGGGAGCCCGGAGAGAUUGCGGUCAUUGGUGAAGGAUCGGAAGCUCAUCCUGAACCUGCCAGUACAGUAGACAAUGCGCCGCCAGCCGCACCGUCUGCCGUGUCCAAGACUAAAGAGUUGCCCAAGAAGUCUAAGCGCGUUCGGGCUCAGUCGAUGGAUAUCGAUUAUCCCACCACUGCCAACAGGCCCUCAACUGCCACAUCUGUCGCUACCACCAAGACAGAAUCUAGCAUCAAGGCUGCGACUCCUGCCGUGGAUGGCGCCGCUAAAUCCUCAGCCGGGAACCUGCUAUUGCCGUCCUUUAGGUCUACCUACAGGAUGAAGGAAAAUCCAUCAAUCAUUCAACAGAUUGCGCAGUUUCUCCUCAGGACCCAACAGAAGCCCCAGGCGAACCACGCAUUUCUCACCAAGGAGCCUCCGAAAAUCCAGAAGGCAUUGGCUAUUGGGGUCCAUGGCCUGUUCCCAGCGACAUAUUUGCGCCCCAUGAUCGGUCAACCCACCGGCACAUCCAUCAGGUUCGCAAACCAUGCUGCUGACAGUAUACGCCGAUGGGCUGAUAGCCACGGCUGUCAGGACUGCGAAAUCGAAAAGGUCGCGCUCGAGGGCGAGGGCAAGAUUGGCGAAAGAGUUGAGAAUCUUUGGAAGUUGCUUCUGAACUGGAUCGAGUCUAUACGAAAGGCCGAUUUGAUAUUGGUGGCAUGUCAUUCUCAGGGUGUACCAGUUAGCAUCAUGUUGGUUGCCAAACUUAUUGAGCUUGGUAUCAUCACGACGCCGCGGAUUGGUGUUUGUGCAAUGGCUGGUGUCUCACUUGGACCAUUUCCAAGCUACCAAUCUGGCAUGGGUAUGCUGAUGGGAUCUGCAGGUGAACUAUGGGAGUUUGGAAACCCCGAAAGUGAUGUUUCUAAGCGCUACGAGGCAGCUCUCAAGGCUGUAUUGGAGUAUGGUGUGAGGGUUACUUAUAUCGGCAGUAUAGACGACCAGGUCGUUCCUUUAGAGUCCGCCCUCCACUCACCCGCCAAUCAUCCGCUGCUUUUUAGGGCGGUAUUUGUUGAUGCGAGGGUUCACGCUGCGGACUUUAUUGCCCACUUGGUUGGAUUUGCUCUAAAGCUCCGAAACAUGGGCAUCUCAGACCAUGGCCUCAUUCGAGAACUGAGCGUUCCGCUGGCAGGGUCGCUCUACUCAGGAGCCGGGCACUCUACGCUCUAUGAUGAUCCGCAACUUUACGAUCUUGCCGUUUCCCACGCACUAGAAACAAGCGACGUAGGCAAGGUCCCCUGUGAGAUCGGAAAGCACGAAGGCAUCACCACCAGCAACCCUUAUCAUCUCCCUUGGAUCAUGCGCGGUCUCUUAGAGGAGGACUUUGUCAAGACGGAACUGUCAUCAGAGGUCACGGAGCUGUUGAAGCAGUUUGACAGCUGGAAGCCCGUGACCAAGGCGUUGAAGGAUGUCAAAUAUAGACUAGAGGCCGUUCGCUCAAAACUUUAAGAUUUAGAAUUUGCGACCGGCGAAAGACAAGUACAUACAAGCAUACCCGGGAAAUGCGGUCAAUAUGAGGGGGGGGGACAGGAUGGAGUUUAAGGUGUAUUGUGUGAGAUAUUUUUUUGUAAUCAUGAUUAUAGAACAAACGUCAGCCAG
This is a messenger RNA of Pyricularia oryzae 70-15, 3008 nucleotides long. RefSeq lists its product as uncharacterized. The coding region runs from base 222 to 2858 and encodes 878 amino acids. The transcript is spliced from 7 exons. Lineage: Eukaryota; Fungi; Ascomycota; Sordariomycetes; Magnaporthales; Pyriculariaceae. The record is from RefSeq and is a predicted model, not a curated record.